Lathyrus oleraceus (garden pea) is the source of this 627-nucleotide messenger RNA. RefSeq lists its product as uncharacterized. Lineage: Eukaryota; Viridiplantae; Streptophyta; Magnoliopsida; Fabales; Fabaceae. The transcript has 4 exons. The coding region runs from base 1 to 627 and encodes 208 amino acids. The record is from RefSeq and is a predicted model, not a curated record.
AUGACUUGGGCUAUAUUUAGAGCUGCAUUUCUGGAGAAAUACUUUCCUGCAUAUGUCUAUAACAAAAAGGAGAUUGAGUUUCUGAAUCUAAGACAUGAUGAGGAUAGACAUGCAAUAUUUCUAAUGCUAGUUAACAAGUUUCAUAUUUAUGAUGAGGAUAGACAUGCAAGAUUUGCCUAUUACAUAAGUGUCAGUGAUACGAAGAAGGGUAACCAGAAUCGCGAAAAGCCUUAUGUGUUUCAGAUGGCUAAUGAAUGUAAGAGUGUUGGAGUGGUUUGUUAUAAUUAUGGAGAGACUGGUCACAUUAGUACUAAUUGUCAAAAACCUAAGAAGACGCAAGAUGUCAAAGUUGGUGGAAAAGUUUUUGCUCUCAGUGGUGCAAAGGCCUCAAAGUCCGAUAAUCUUACCCGAGGUGCUACUCAUUAUUUUAUAUCUGUCGAUUGUUUGAAAAUAUUAAAUCUCAUUGUAUCUCCUAUGGGUGGAGGAAGUAAGACAUCAAUGGUUAAUCUACCUGUGGUGAAAGAAUUUCCAGAAGCAUUUCCAAAAGAUAUUACUGAUCUACCGCUCGAGAGAGAAGUUGAGUUUUUCAUUGAUCUAGUGUCAGCCUAUAUUGAUGGCACCUUAUAG